AUGAGCAGUGAUCCUCAAACUGGAACAAGCACUAACCGGGCAAAUACACUUCAAAUUCCCAAUGUAGGAAUUGAAGAGACAGGAGAACUAUCGCCAUCUUUAAUAACGGCAAUUAAUCACCUUUCAAUUGAGAAUUCUGACGAUGAAUCGUCUUCUGAUGAUUUAGAAGAAGACUCGGACACUUUAAGGAAUGAGUCGUCUUAUGCGAAUUCUGCAUUUGAUGAAUCCACUACUACAUUAUCCCAACCUGUUGGUCCUGCAGAACAUUUAAGGGCUUUAAUUAUAAAUAGACCAACCGCUCAAAUGAUCACAACUUUUAGAUUACAAAAAACGCGAGAAGAAAUGACCCAGGAAGAAGUAGUUAAAUUCGUAUUGAAUCCUGUUCCGCAAGGUCAAAAAGUUCUUUGCAAAAUAACUCGUAGUAAAGAUGGUUUUGGAAAAUUGUAUCCUCAGUACGAACUUUCUAUUGAAGAUACGUCAGAAAAUGGGGAAGAGACAAAAAUAUUUCUUCUUGCUGCUAGAAAAAGAAAAAAGAGUAAAAGCUCUCAUUAUGUCAUAACAACAGAUCGACUUAGCGCAAAUGUCUCGUCUGAUAGUAUUGUAGGAAAGGUCAGAUCUAAUUUCUUGGGUACAGCUUUUGCUAUAUAUUCAAAUGGGAGAAAUCCAUUUAAACGUGAACCCGAAUCAACAGCUUUGCCUAUUCGAGAAGAAUUGGGAGCAGUUGUUUAUGAUCCUAAUAUCCUUGGGUUUAAAGGACCCAGGAAAAUGACUGUCUUAUUAAUAGGUAUGACGAAGCAUGGUGCAAGACCGGUAUUUAGACCGGAAACGGAUGCAGAAACAUUGAUUGGAAAGUUCAAAAAUGGAGAACAUCGAGAUAUUUUGGUAUUGCAUAAUAAAUCCCCACAAUGGAAUGAAGAAACACAGUCAUAUGUUUUAAAUUUCAGUGGAAGGGUUACUUUGGCCUCAGUGAAAAAUUUUCAAAUUGUACACGACAAUGAUUUGGAUUAUAUCAUAAUGCAAUUUGGACGCGUUGAAGAAGAUACAUUUACGAUGGACUUUAUGUAUCCGAUGUGUCCUCUCCAAGCGUUUGCUAUCGCUUUAACAAGUUUUGACGCUAAAUUGGCUUCUCAAAGUAAGCCUUUUAAAGGAGAGUUUGUAGUGAUAACAGGAGGAACGCGUGGAAUAGGAUAUUCUAUUGCACAAAAAUUUGCACAGAAUGGUGCAAGAUGUGCUUUGAUAGGACGUAAUAAAGAGACAAUUGAAAAGGCAAAAAGUUACUUAAAUAAAAAUCUUGAAGUAGACAAUAAUCAUAUAGGAUAUAAAUGUGAUUUAAGAAUUCCUACAGAAAUUGAGAAAGUUUGCACGAAUGUUGAUUAUUUGAUUAAUGCUGCAGGAGUAUCACAUGAUUCGCUUGUUGUUAGACUUAAAGAACAAGAAGUGAAUGAUAUUAUUCAAACAAAUCUUCUUGGAACAAUUUAUAUGUGUAGUCAUAUCUCUAAACAAAUGGUUAAAACGAAAAAGGGAUGUAUAGUUAAUAUAUCAAGCGUUGUUGGAUUACAAGGGAAUAGUGGACAAUCUGUUUAUAGUGCUUCAAAGGCUGGAAUUAUUGGAUUUUCAAAAUCAUUGGCUAAAGAGCUUGCACGGAAGAAUAUUCGCGUAAAUGUCAUCGCACCCGGAUUUAUUGAGACUGAUAUGACUUCAAGUAUGAAUAUAUUAGUAAUGAAUAAACAUUUGUCUGCAAUUUCUGAAAAGGAAUCUUAUAAAAAAAAAAUACUAAUGCAAAGAUUUGGGAAACCUGAGGAAAUUUCUGAUGCUGCUUUGUACCUUGCAAAAGCUGAUUAUGUUACUGGGCAGACACUUAUUGUUGAUGGAUGCCCAACCUUUAGACUUGCACAUAUCAGAUAUCUAAUUGGAUAUGGAAUAUUAGAGAUGUUAACGGUUCAGUACAGUUUCAGGCGGUCUGAGGGUAAAACUGAACCCAUUUUAACAUCGGAAUUAUCAUUAUCGUCAUUUUCACAAUUUUAUAAACUGGACUUUAUUGUAGAAUCGAAGUCCAUCGGUCCCUCAAACUGGACCGAGAACCAACAAUAG
Molecule: messenger RNA, 2091 nt
Organism: Funneliformis mosseae
Lineage: Eukaryota; Fungi; Glomeromycota; Glomeromycetes; Glomerales; Glomeraceae
Source: the annotation of a GenBank genome assembly